AUGGCCAAGGCCGCGCAGGGGCGUACGAGAAAGGUUUUGGUGGCCACGGCCGGGACCGGCCUCGUCCUGGGCACUGCCGCGCUCGGUGGCCUCUGGCAUGUGGCGAAGGGAAAGUACCCGCGCUUGGAGGAGCUCAGCUGGAGUGAGCGCGGGGAGCACCUGGCCCGCUUCAUGCGUACGGCGUGGACGGGCCUCGUGGUGUCGCUCGACUACAAGACCCUCGCUCGCUACGAAUACGGCACUCCCGAAUAUGCCGCGGCACGCUCCAAGGCGGGGCAACACUUGGCCUCGAUGAACCACGUGCUGCCGCGCGAGUACACGGACACCCUCACCGUGCUCCAGGACCAGGCGCCGAGCCGACCGUUCGCGGUGAUCGAGAAGGCGUUCAUCGAGCAGCUGGGCGCCCCGCCGAGCCACUUGUACCCCCUUCUCCCGCCCCUUCGCUUCAAGUGCCAACACUGCUGA
Acanthamoeba castellanii str. Neff is the source of this 465-nucleotide messenger RNA. RefSeq lists its product as hypothetical. The transcript has 5 exons. The record is from RefSeq and is a predicted model, not a curated record. NCBI's taxonomy places the organism in Eukaryota, Discosea, Longamoebia, Acanthamoebidae. The coding region runs from base 1 to 465 and encodes 154 amino acids.